Procambarus clarkii (red swamp crayfish) is the source of this 5101-nucleotide messenger RNA. It is a transcript of the gene Nt5a, whose product is annotated as 5' nucleotidase A. The record is from RefSeq and is a predicted model, not a curated record. Gene Ontology annotation, molecular function: 5'-nucleotidase activity. Lineage: Eukaryota; Metazoa; Arthropoda; Malacostraca; Decapoda; Cambaridae.
GCUCAGUAGCAGCUGUGAGGCGGUCGAACACGCACACACACACACGGGAGCUGAACGCGUCCUUACUAAACCACCUUGCAGCACCAUGAGGGCUUCUUGCGCUGCCUGCACGUUGCCUGAAGCUCGCAACCUCUUGCAGUGACUGCCAGUGCAAGUGAAACAGUGACCGUGAUUUAUGGUAACAGUGGCUCUACAACAGACAGUGACUGUUGUGUUAUAAUGAACGGAAGCAGUAGAGAAGGAACAGUGAAGUAGUUGUGUGUAGGCCGGAGGAGACCUGCUUUGUACUACUUAAUGUUUGCAUGAAAUUAUCUCAGUUUUGAGAAGAUCUUCAAGACAGAGUGAGUUAUAGAAGCCAACAGCUCCUUCAGUCCGGCUCUUGUGGAGCAAGUUGCCGCUGAAACAGAUAAAUAUCCAGUGAUUUUACCGUGUGUUCUCUGCCAGUAUACCACAGAGGACUGCCGGCACAACUGGACACCUGACGUCCGUGUACCUGGAUGCCCGAGUGGACCAUCUCAGUAGAGUGCACAGAGUACCGUGAGGAGAGCUUCACUUUUACCCAAGACAUGGUACUCAAGAACGUCGGCGAGGGCGACAGCCUUCGCGAGAAGGUCAUGAAGAAAAAGUACUACUGCAAGAAUAACAAAAGGAAGAAGCAGCAGCCCUUCCCUGAGGAUGAUACCUUCAAGUUCGCCGACUAUGACUGCAUCGGCUUUGACCUCGACAACACAAUCUGCCGGUACAAAGUGGGCGAAAUUAUGCGCUUGGAGUACAACCUUAUAGCCGAGUACAUGGUUAACCGCUAUGGGUAUGAGCCGGAAUUGCUGUUGCCCUUAGAUGACGACAUGGACUUCCUGCAGAAGGGGCUGAUACUGGAUAUCAAAAGAGGCAAUUUCCUGAAGUGUUCUAACACUGGUCGCAUCCUCCGCGCCACCCACGGCACGCGACCAAUGACCAGAGAUGAGAUCCACGACACCUAUGGUAAAGACCGCAUCUGGGAGCCUGUUAUAGAGUUCUCCAGGACCCUUUACGACCACCCGGUGCUCGGGGAAGCUCCGGUUCUGCGGUCCUUCAAGGACUACUUCGACAUGCCGGCCGCCGUGGCCUGCGCACGGGCGAUUGACGCGCAGGACAGCUCACCGGAAGGCCCCUUGGAGGAGUACGACAUCUGGCCGGAUGUGCAUGUUGCUAUGUGCAACAUGUACCGCAGGGAACACUUCCGCAAUAACCAGGGAGGAUUCUUCCCAAGGAUUAAGAACAACCCCGAGAAGUACAUUUAUGAAGCUAGUGACAAGUUAAAGAAAUGGCUCAAGUCCAUAAAUGAGCACACCUUCACAUUCCUCAUAACGGGAUCGAGCGUGGACUACGCAUCCCACUGCGCCAGAUACGUCCUGGGUCCUGACUGGCGUGACUACUUCGACACCGUCAUUUUCACCGCGAAAAAGCCGUCAUUUUUCUCCGGAGAGAAGCCCUUCCGCUUCUGUGUCGGAGUAGAUGACGGGGACGUGGUUCCUGCACACAAACUACGCAUCGACGAGACCUACUCUGGAGGCAAUUGGAGAGACCUGUUGAACCUGGUGAAGCGGGAGACUUGCGUGGAUAACCCCCACUGCCUGUACGUCGGAGACCACCUCGCGCAGGACGUCUGUGCGCCGUCACUCAUGGGAAUCGACACGGUAGCGAUCGUGGAGGAACUGGCCGCCGAGGGUAUGAUCGGGGAUGCCAUGGAGCACGACGCCGGCUCGGAGCUCAUGAGCACUUACUGGGGGUCGUUCUUCACUACCGACGGCGACAACCGGGUGAUGGGGAUCGAGCGCAUCAACACCCUGUACGGCAGCGUGCCCCUCAGACACUCCCGGAUUGCCGUGCCCUCCCUGGAGGUCGUGGCGAGGUACCCCAUCAAACACCAGUUCGAAGCCUUCAGCCAAGACUCCUCCGGCUACUUCCCCGGCGAUCCGGUCAUCCUUCAUUUCUAAGAGUCAUGUUGCGCACUUGUCCAUAGAGUCAUUAGCUCUACACAGAUGGAUAUGCUGUCAUUCUCUUGGAAGUCGUCCAUCUAUCAGAGUGCACCUGCCAGCUGGCUGACAGCUGGCUUUCUGUCGCCUCUAGGUGGGGCGAGGGCCCAGUCAUGCCCACGUGAAAUAUUAAGCGUCUGCUUAGUACGGUUGGCAAAGGUUCAGUAACUCUUGUUCACAUUAUUACAAGCAUUUGUCUACCUGAUUAUUGCAGCACUAAUAUUAUCCAGAGUUCACAGACAAUUUAUGUGAGAUUUCAGUAUUUAACUUAUCUAAAAGUUAUUGAAUGACUCAUAUAUAUAUAUAUAUAUAUAUAUAUAUAUAUAUAUAUAUAUAUAUAUAUAUAACAGGCGCUCCUUGUCAUUAGCUGUUCAUAUUCAUAGUCUUACGUUGUUUGGUCCCUCUAGUACAUGAUAAGAUUUAUCAUUUGUUGUGUCAAUACUUUGGUUAUAUUAACCAGGAAAUAUUGGGUGUUUUGGGUUGCAUUCAUACACUAUGAUGCACGUAGUUAAUAGGAACUUCAACUAAAUAAUACACCACCACUGAGAAUAGUGUGAUGAUGACUUAAUAGAAGCUAAAUAGAAGCCAUGUUCUUAGAUGUAUUUCAUCUUUUCUGGCAAAAGAUGGUAGAGACGCAGCUCGUAGCGCAGUAGCAGACGUCGCAAUGUAACACUCAUCUUCCUGGUUUUGAAGCGAGUCAUUUAGUAUUUUAGCGAGGGAUUCGUACACGUCUUGAACGGGUCGUUGUUCACGGUAUUCUUAAGUGAGGUAUUUUCUUAUUUUUUUCCAGAGUAAUAAAGGAGGAAUAUGGAGUAAAAAUAGAGUGAGGAAUAUAAAUCCUUGAUCAGUUGAUCAAGAUUUUGAUCAGAAGUUAAUCCUUGCGUAUUUGUAAAAUAAAAUAGAGUUUUAAGAAACAUCUGCUUAUAAACUGUUAUGUAUUUGCAUGUCAAUUUAUUGGCAUUUUUACAGAUUUUUUAUACUUUUACGUAAAUCCCUGGAUGACAGAUCAACGCUCACAUGUAAAUCUUGUGCAGGUCAAUACUGUAGUGGUAAAUAUUGCAUUUAGCAAUUUAUAUAUAUAUAUAUAUAUAUAUAUAUAUAUAUAUAUAUAUAUAUAUAUAUAUAUAUAUAUAUAUAUAUAUAUAUAUAUAUAUAUAUAUAUAUAUCAAAUUUUACGUGAAACAUUGAUUUCUAUUUAAACUACAAGUUAGGUGAAAAAGUAACAUGUCUGUAUAAAUCAAGUUUUUAUGUUAAUCUAUAAUUUCUAUAUAAACAAUGAAGUGUUGUUUGUAUUGAUCAUUUCGGUCAAUAUAUUUAAGUCAUUAUCUAUUUAUAGUGAAAAGUUAUAUUAUUGAUUUACUUAUCGCUUUGUUCUGCGACUGUAAACAGCCAUUACUCACCUAUUUGUACUCACUUAUUUGUGCUUUGCGGGGGGUUGAGCUUUGGCUCUUUGGUCCCCGCCUCAUUAUGUAUUAGCUUAGGUGUAAACCAUCUCUGUUCACUUGUAAAAAGAUGAAAACAAUGAUAGAAUAAUUGUAAAAAAAAAAUAUUCCAAGUUAUUUAUAAUCAUUAUUUUGCUCAUUGUGAUGUAAAUGAUCACUAAAGUGCUCUUGUUAGCAAAGAUCCUAAUUACACUUAUAAAGUUGAAGACUUGUAAACCACGUUGUUAGACCUGUUAACUACCCCAGGCCACUUUGAUGGUCACGGAAACAAACAGCUGUUUUUUUUUUAAUAGACUUAGCUACUCAGAAUGAAAUAUCCAUGUAGCACGGGCUAUGGUGAACCCGUAAGACACACACCGCUGUCAUUUCAAAUCAUUUGUGCCAAUUACUAACUCCACUCUGUUACACAAAGACCCUUGAUCUCUACGAGCCACCGGGCCUACAUUCCCUUGUACCUCAGCCUCUCUACAAGAUCCAUCUGACCUGUCAUCUCAGUUCUACUUCCUGGCCUUAAGUCUUUGUCUGUAAGCCUUAAGGCUAAGUCUUCCUAGAGCCCUUGCAUAUUGUGAUUUAAAAGACUUAUAGAGAAAACGGAAUGCCAGUUUUAAGGGAGAUUUAUUCAUUCUAGCAGCCAAAUUUGUCUGAAUUUACCUGACCAUCCUUCUAGUUGCCCCUAUCGGGGACAGGAAGCUGGAUGCUUGUCAAAGGCUUCCCCCCAGUGUUCCAGAGGAGUUUUUCCAAUAUUUCUUCCUCAAUGCUGAUCUGGAUCUGGUUUUCCAAGAAUAGAAAUGUUAAGAGGCUCUGUUAAGUUUUGUUAAGAGAGCAUUUACCCCCCUUAGUCUCUCCCUUGUUUCCCUUGAGCCUUCCUCCGGUCCCCUUGAGUCUCUCUACCGUCCCCUUGAGCCUCUCUACCGUCCCCUUGAGCCUCUCUACCGUCCCCUUGAGCCUCUCUACCGUCCCCUUGAGCCUCUCUACCGUCCCCUUGAGCCUCCCUCCCCGUCCCCUUGAGCCUCUCUACCGUCCCCUUGAGCCUCUCUACCGUCCCCUUGAGCCUCUCUACCGUCCCCUUGAGCCUCUCUACCGUCCCCUUGAGCCUCUCUACCGUCCCCUUGAGCCUCUCUACCGUCCCCUUGUGCCUCUCUACCGUCCCCUUGAGCCUCUCUACCGUCCCCUUGAGCCUCUCUACCGUCCCCUUGAGCCUCCCUCCCGUCCCCUUGAGCCUCUCUACCGUCCCCUUGAGCCUCUCUACCGUCCCCUUGAGCCUCUCUACCGUCCCCUUGAGCCUCUCUACCGUCCCCUUGAGCCUCUCUACCGUCCCCUUGAGCCUCUCUACCGUCCCCUUGAGCCUCUCUACCGUCCCCUUGAGUCUCUCUACCGUCCCCUUGAGCCUCUCUACCGUCCCCUUGAGCCUCUCUACCGUCCCCUUGAGCCUUCCUACCGUCCCCUUGAGCCUCUCUACCGUCCCCUUGAGCCUCCCUCCCGUCCCCUGAAGCCCCCCCCUCCAGUGUAGGGAAGGAGUGUAUAUAUAUACACUAGGCCAAGCGUGCGUCUGUCUGUGAUCUCUGCGUCAGUAUGACUAAACAAAGGUUAAGUUUCAGAUUGUAUAAAGUUUAUAUUUUUAUACAAGUAAAUCAUAUGCAGUUG